Leptosia nina is the source of this 2853-nucleotide messenger RNA. NCBI's taxonomy places the organism in Eukaryota, Metazoa, Arthropoda, Insecta, Lepidoptera, Pieridae. The record is from the annotation of a GenBank genome assembly.
AUGUUGGCCGUUAAGAACUUUUUUAUGCCCGAAAAGAGGGUGGAUUCACCUAGAUUUUCUAGGAUGCCGGAGGCUUUGAUGAGGUCUAUUCGUCGUCGGUCUUUGAGGGUUAAAAGGACGAAGUCGCUUGUUCUAGUCAAUGAAAAACGGAAGUCUGAUUCAUUCGUGAACAGCCAAGAAUGGACGUCAGCGCGUGGUGUAACAGAACUGCGAGUGGGUGUUCUUGGUUCGCCAGAUAGUGGUAAAUCAGCACUAGUACAUAGGUAUCUCACUGGUGCUUAUAUGCAAGAGGAAAGUCCAGAAGGUGGUAGGUUCAAGAAGGAAGUUAUCAUCGACGGACAUAGUUAUCUUUUACUGAUAAGAGAUGAAGGUGGGCCUCCGGAAAUGCAAUUCACUGCUUGGGUGGAUGCUGUUAUCUUUGUAUUUAGUUUGGAGAACGAAGUUAGUUAUAAUACAAUUUCCAACUAUUUCAACAAGAUGUCGCACUAUCGAAACUCAGCUGAAAUACCAAUUAUAUUAGUAGGAACCCAAGAUGCCAUAAGUGAAAGCAGUCCGCGCGUUGUCGAUGAUAAUCGUGCUCGCAAGUUAUCUAAUGAACUCCGAAGGUGUUCUUACUAUGAGACCUGUGCAACGUAUGGGUUGAACGUCGAUCGUGUUUUUCAAGAUGUUUUAGAAAAUACUGUAAACAUAAAUGGAAAUAUGGAUAAAACGCUUAUUUUCAAGUCGAAUAUGUCGCCAAUAUCGAGUUUGAGGCGUAGGAGUUCGUGCUACAACAUACAAAGAGCUGAAGAACGCGAUCGUCGCAAGUCUUCUAAAUUUGAAUCAUGUCAAAAAAUCGUCGGCACAAGAUUGUCAGCAUCGUCCCAAUGUUUGUCUGGUUCGAGGCCGGUUACUCCACAGCCGCUGGCGAACUCACCAAGCCAUAACCAUUCCACAUUUCUUUAUAAGGACUCCCUACCUCGAAGUCAUCACACACUAUCAGCUUCAUCACAUCACUUACAUAGAGGAGCAUCAUCUUUUGAUGCAUCUUCAAAUAGUAGUGGAAUAUCCUCAACUCAUGUUGUUGAAAUACACAGCACAAAUGGAUCAGAUACGUCAUCAAGAUGGGGCAAUUCUUUAGGAAAUCGCGUCGACGAUCAAAUCUAUUUACACCAUCUAAAAAAAGGUGAUGAUCGACUCAAAAAUGGAGAGCUAGGGUCUGGGCGAGCAAUACCUUUGAAACAGGGUUACUUGUAUAAGAAGAGCAGCAAAGCCUUAAAUAAGGAAUGGAAGAAAAAGUAUGUAACCUUAUGUGAUGAUGGAAGGUUGACAUAUCACCCAAGUUUACAUGAUUAUAUGGAAGAUGUAAAUGGCAAGGAGAUAGCCUUACAGUAUGUGACUGUCAAAGUACCAGGUCAAAAACCUCGAGGCUCUAAAUCGAUAAUCACAACAGUGCCUGGUUAUAAUGGAUAUACAAGUUUUGAUAUACAUGACAGUAUUGGAGGGUUAUCACUUGGCUACAAAGAGAAACCCACUCGUGCCACAGAUAAAGCUCUCAUGUCUGCCUUUGAAGCAAUGAAAGAACCAGCAUCUAGUCGACAAUCGUUGGCCUCAGAAAUAGAUGUAGCGACAAAUGGAGGAGAUAAGGAUACGCCCCACGUUAAGAAGCGACACAGAAGAAUGAAAAGCAGUGGCGUUAAAAAAGAUGGUGAAGAAGAGGGUGAGAGUGCAACGUCAUGUGAGUUCACGAUUGUCAGUCUGGACGGCAAACGGUGGCGGUGGGAAGUCUGCAGUGGCAGCAGUCCAGCUGCCGCAGCCGCUGAGAGGGAUGCCUGGGUUUGUGCUGUAGAAGCACAGAUACUCGCUUCGCUUCAGGGACGGACGUCUAGACAGCCAGCGCCAACUGGUGCCAACUCCACCGGCGAUGUUCGAGCGACAUACUACAUUAGACGAGUGAAAGGAAACGACAAGUGCUGUGAUUGUGGCGCGGGAGAUCCCGAUUGGGCUAGUUUGAAUCUAGGCGUGUUAAUAUGUAUCGAAUGCUCAGGGAUACACAGGAAUCUAGGAUCGCAUAUAUCCAGGGUCCGAUCGCUCGAUUUAGAUGAAUGGCCACUGGGCCACGUUAGUGUAAUGGUGUCGAUGGGAAACACGUUAGCCAAUUCGAUAUGGGAAGCUGAUUUGCGGGGUCAUAUCAAGCCUAUAUCCGCUAGCAGUAGGGAGGACAAAGAACGAUGGAUAAGAAUGAAGUACGAGCGCCGAGCGUUCCUGUCGAGUACGGAGACGAACGGUGCGUCUUCUGUUGGCGAGGCGCUCAAGGGUGCUGCGGCCCGGGGUGGUAUCGCAACAAUCGCUCGUUUGCUGGCCGCGCCCCCGCCUCGGGCGCCUUCGCCCACUGAACGCGCGUUGGCACUCCGAGCAGCCGCCGCAGCGGGACAUCUCUCCGCUGCUCAACUACUAAUAUGGCACAACGGCAACCCCAACUUCCCGGACGCGGACGGACACACGUGCGUGUUCUACGCUCGCGCCGCAGCCAAUCACCUUUCAGGAAUUCCCCCACAGUACCCCAAGAACCUGCAGCUGGCCUGCCCCAUGCACCCAUCUCCCCCCCACACUUCAGGGAACACCUCCACCAGUUCCAGCUCCAGCGCGAAAAGCACCAAAACGCCGGAAAUGGAAUGUAAUUGUAUCAUAUUCGAAUUGCUUAAUGCACAGAGUGCUGCCAACGCCCUCGUGGAUAUCCUACUCGGACUGCAGAAUAACCAGUUCGUUAAUAAUGGCUUCGACAUGGCAGUCGGUGGCUUCGCCACGUUAGGACGACCGUCCCUCGGUCCCAACUUGUCUCUGACGAACGGGAAAUGUGGGAGCAUUGUAUAA